UGGUCGAUCUCGCCAGUCUCUUUUGACUUCGACUCACGAACGGUUCAUUCCACAGAACGCGCGCGAAAAUCAACAUUUUUGAAAAAGUUAAGCCCAAAGUCAACAGUUCUUUCUCCACCGUCCCACGAAUCUCAACCAAAAUGAGCUGCGGAAUCUCCAUGGUUAAAUAUAUACUAUUUAUAUUUAAUUUGCUCUGUUCGAUAUGUGGCAUUUUGCUGAUCGUGUUUGGAGCUUUGCUGUUCAGCAAUAUUCACAGCAUCGAUGACUUCGCGGAGGCCGUCAGAAACCAGCAGGUUCCGAUUACCAUGAUCGUCCUGGGAGCCGUUAUCCUGCUGAUCUCAUGGUUCGGCUGCUGUGGAGCUAUCCGGGAAUCCUAUUGCAUGUCCAUGACGUACUCGAUUCUAUUGUUCGUCCUGAUGAUUGGCCAGCUGGCCUUGGUCAUUUACAUGUGGGUGCACAAGGAGCAGUACCUCAAGCUGAUGGGCGAUGUGGUGGAGAAGGCCUGGGAGCGUCGUACCCGUCGUGCCGACUACAUGGAUGCCAUUCAGAUUAGCAUGGAGUGCUGUGGACGCAGCAGCUACACCGACUACUCCUACCAGGGCUUCUUCCCGCCCUCUUGCUGCAAGGACACCAACAACUGCCGCUCGGACACCGUCUACAGGCGAGGCUGCAAGGGAGCCUUUGUUGAUUUCUGGGACAGGAACAGCGACAUCAUCAAGUAUUCCGGUCUGGUUAUUGCAGCCAUUGAGUUUGUUGGCUUUGUCUUUGCCUGCUGCCUCGCCAACAGCAUCCGGAACUAUAGACGUCGUGCGGAAUACUAAUCUCUAAACUAUAUAUAUUUAAAUGAAACAAAAAGUACGAAUUAUGUUGCCCAAUUUAACGAAUUCAUCACCUGAUACGGAUGGCCAUUAAAAUUUUACAAAUAUCUCAAGUUAUUAUGCAGCGAAAUGAUCGGUUUUAAAGGAUCAUAUGUAUGUGCAGAGCUAUAAUCGAUUGUGCUAAUUACUUAUUUUUUUAAUUACUGUACAAAUUAAUUUAUAAAUAUAGAGAUUGCAAUAAAAUGAGACAUUUAUUUUACACAA
Messenger RNA from Drosophila bipectinata, 1082 nucleotides. It is a transcript of the gene Tsp42Ea, whose product is annotated as Tetraspanin 42Ea. Gene Ontology annotation, cellular component: plasma membrane. Lineage: Eukaryota; Metazoa; Arthropoda; Insecta; Diptera; Drosophilidae. The record is from RefSeq and is a predicted model, not a curated record.